Molecule: messenger RNA, 2786 nt
Organism: Ixodes scapularis (black-legged tick)
Lineage: Eukaryota; Metazoa; Arthropoda; Arachnida; Ixodida; Ixodidae
Exons: 19
Coding region: 1-2052 (683 amino acids)
Molecular function (GO): RNA binding
Source: RefSeq, a predicted model, not a curated record
AUGUGGGCUGUACAAGGUACGAGCACAGCAACAACGUCCUUCGCAAUCUUUGUCACACUGCUCCCAGAGCGUCAAGGGGUGCGUCGGUUGCGUCCCGGAAUCUUUCACUUUUCGCCUUGUCACUGGACCCCAGCGCUGAUCACCUGCCACACAAGACCCAAGAAGCUAUUGCAAACUCUCAAAGCCGUGAUGUUCAAAUCGGCGCCCAAGGGAAACUGGAUGGGAACAAAACCACAGGGGAGUGGUAAGCCACGCGAAGACAAUAACAAGAGGAAGCUGUUUGUCGCAGGCAUCGGCAGCGAGGCGCGAGAGGAGGAUGUCCGGAACAUGUUUCGAGAGUAUGCCGUCGACAGCGUCUUCCUGAAAUGCGAAGGAGAAGCGAAAGCACACUGCUUCGUGACCUUCGAGACGGAGGCCGUGAUGCAGGAAGUGCUGAGGAACGCUGCAAAGUUCUGGCUGAACGGGCGGCUGGUCACCAUCCGCAACGUCAAUGUGCGACCCGACAACGGCCCUGGUGGUGGCAGGAGUCCCGGAGCUAACACGUAUGGGGACGGCGGCGACGGCACCAGCACCACGCCGUUGCACGCUGGGAGGGACCAGCAUCAGGGCAGUGACGACAAGUCCAGGGAACUGUUUGUUGGUGGGCUGCCCAAUGACAUCACUGAGGAGGACUUACAUCGGCUCUUCGAGCAGUUUGGCAUCGAGAAGGUAGUGCUGAAGAAGCCGGACAACAGCGCAAAGAGACCUUUCGCCUUUGUGACGCUGCGUGAGGUGGCGGCAGUGGCGGCGGCCACGACCCAGAUGAAUGGCCAUCAGUUUCUGGGGCGGAGAAUCAACGUGGCAACCGCCAACAGAGGCGGUGGUGCUCCUUCGUCAAGAGCCGCGUCGCCCCCAUCAACGCCGUGGGGACAAGCUCCAUCGUCAUCGUCAGAGCGCGUGUCCAUUAAAGCUGAUUCCCGGGAAGGUGCUUUGGUGGAGCGGCGCCCUUCAGAUGUUGCGAUGGCUCCGCCCACACUGGAGAACAUGCCUGACGACGAUCAUCCGGUGGAAGAAGGUUGCUUGAACAACGGCCCACCUGCCCUGGUAGUCUGCACUGAAGACCCUUUGGAGACCUCGUCAAACUCUUCAGAACCUGUGACGCCAAGCCUUCAGCCGGGGGCUGGAGAGGAAUGCCGUGAGAUUUAUGUGGGAAAUCUGAGGCACGGGACAACCCAGGCCGAUCUGGAAGCCAUGUUGCAGAAGUAUGGGGUGGCCAGCGUGAGCAUGAAGAGCAAGGGCUCGUUCGUCUACGCCUUUGUGGAACUCGCAAGCGAAGACGGAGUGCAGGCGGCCAUUCGAGACCUUCACGGCGCCCUCAAUGCAGACGGAAAGCCGAUGGCCAUCCGCAGGAGCAACCCGUCGGCCAAGAUCAAAUCUUUUGCAGCUAAGGCAUCUUCUAAGGCACCGCCUAGCACAGGUCCUAAUACGGUCAACCAGAACUCUUCCACAUUCCUGAACAAGAACAAGGUGUAUGUUGCCAAUCUUCCCUGUGGAACCACAAAGCACGAUGUUGAAGAGCUGUUUUCGAAGUACAACACGAAGGACAUUCUCCUGGUGACCAAGGGAAUUCACCCGUAUGCGUUUGUCACGCUGGGCUCCACGGCUGCGUUUGAGAGCGCCCUGCAGGAGUUGCAAGGGGUGGAAUACAAGGGGAGCAGACUGUACGUGGGAUUGCCGCUCAAGGAGUGGACGCCUUCCAAAGACCACGCAAGCCACAAGCCAUCAAAGGGGGCCCCUUCCAAAGAGCAGCAGGCCACGCUCCUCGUUUUCAACUUCCCCUUCAACACCUCUCGGAACGACAUUCUGGAGCUGCUGUCUUGUUGGGAGCCACUGGAAGUGCGGAUGGAAGAGGUGCAACGUUCUCCGGAUGCCUACACCCACGCCCACGUCACGCUCGGGAGCCUGGAGGCGGCGGACGACGCAGUUCUCAGUCUGGACGAGACCCCGUUCCGCGGACGGCUGUUGGGAACGGCGAUCCUCAGGAAGGGAGCCAAGCCGUCGGAUCAGCACUAGACCGACUCGGAGCCACCUGGGCGUCUUCACCGCAAACUCCUACCCCUGCACCCAAGGUCGUGAGUGAAUUGUGGGUGUGCGUGCAAGAAGACGGCGUGUUCCGACAACCAGUGCGUGUCAUCAACCUUAGUAGUGUGUUCCACCCGAAACCAAAAGACUGGGAUGUCUGGCAGCCCGUCGAAGCUGCGACUGCUGACAUUUGUUUGCCGGACUUUUCCUCGGCAAAAGGUUACUUUCCAAGAUUUGUUGGAUGUCCGUUAGUUGCGGGAAGUCGUCACGGCCACCUUAGAAAAGUGCCGCGUCGGCAGUUGCCGUCAACGACGAAGUCCACGCGGCUCUCUUUUUUCAGCGCCGUUCGGUACAACGGGUAGGAAACAAAUGAGGUACGCACAAACAUAGACAACUAUAUUUCUUCAUUGCAAAAGGGGAGAGAAAGCCACUUGUAAGUACACAAGCGGUUUCUCCGUUGCGAGUUUUUUUAUGUACAAAAAUGGCUGGACGGUCGUAUCCAGCGUUUGUUCAAAAGGGGCAGUGCUGUGUAGUUGGUUUUUGUACUUGACAACAAACAAUCGAUGCAGAAGAGUGCGAAGUGUGCACAAAGGAUGCGCGACGGUGCAAGUGGAGGCGGUGCUGCGACGAAAAUGCACGUCUGCCCGCGGUCUUCGCAGCCGAGACACGUUUCGCCACAUGCCCCACCUUGUUCUCUCUCUAUAAUAAAAUACUUUGAAAGCUAA